GUGCGGACGCCUGUACCUGCUGGGCACCAGCGGCCACAUUCGUGACCGGACCUGACAAGUGGACACCUCUGAGGCUCGGAAAAGGUGUCCUAAAACACUGAUGGCAAACUUCAAGGGCCAUGCUCUCCCAGGGAGUUUCUUUCUGAUAUUUGGGCUAUGGUGGUCAGUGAAGUACCCACUGAAGUACUUUCAUCAAAAGGGAUUGAAGAAGAACAGACUGAGCCAGCAGCAACAGCGCAUUGAGAUCAUCGAAGGUGCAGUCAAGACUGUGUUUGCAAUCAUUGGGAUCCUGGCAGAGCAGUUUGUUCCAGAUGGGCCUCACCUCCACCUCUACCAUGAAAAUCAAUGGACAAAGCUAAUGAAUUGGCAGCACAGCACCAUGUACCUCUUCUUUGGUGUCUCAGGGAUCAUUGACAUGCUCACCUACCUUUACUUCAACAUUGUGCCCCUGGGGGUAGACAGACUGGUUUUGGCUAUGGCAGUAUUCAGUGAAGGUUUUCUCUUCUAUUUCCACGUUCACAACCGACCUCCACUGGACCAGCACAUCCAUUCACUUCUGCUGUUUGGUUUGUUUGGAGGGAGUGUCAGUAUCUCUUUAGAGGUGAUCUUUCGGGAUAAUAUUGUGCUGGAGCUUUUCCGAACCAGUAUCCUCAUUCUUCAGGGAACCUGGUUCUGGCAGAUUGGAUUUGUCCUGUUCCCCCCAUUUGGAACACCAGAAUGGGACCAGAAAGACAUGGACAAUCUCAUGUUUAUCACCAUGUGCUUCUGCUGGCACUAUUUGGUUGCCCUUUGCAUCACGGCCAUCAACUACACUCUUGUUUACUGCUUUCUGACUAGGGUGAAGAGACAUGCAGAAGGAGAAAUCAUUGGGAUCCAGAAGCUGACAUCAUCAGAUCACACUUACCAGUCAGCCCUUUUGAGUGGCUCAGAUGAGGAGUGACAUCAGGCCUUGGGGAAGUGGAGACCUCAUCCUUUGUCAACAAUAGCUGGAACAAAAGCAGUUUGUCCCCUCUAUUUAAGGCUCGCCCUAGUGUGCUCCUAGGGCUCCAUAUUUGCAUUCCUCAUCUAAUACAAAGCUAGAGACUCAAAUACAGGAAAUUGGAUCUCAGGUGUUUAUGUACCAUGCUACUUGGAUUUUUACACAUAAUUUAACUUAACUUAUAAAGUCCAUAUUAGAGUAAUACUAUUCAUACACCUUUCAGGAGCAAGCCUGUUCUUGUAGAGGAAUUGCUAUAAGACUCUGAACACCUACAACAGGAAGUGACCAUGUGGAUGAAAUAACCCAUCAAUCUGACAAGCCAUCACAUGCUGCUUCUGAUAACUUGCCCCUCUUCUCUCAAUCACUCAGGUACUUUCUUCUCAAAAAUAUAUUGAGAUUUAGUGAUCGACAAAGCAGUGCCUUCAGUUCAGAGCCAAAAUUCUAGCGCGUUUGUUAAAUAAUAAACUCACAAGCUUUGAUAUUUUAA
This is a messenger RNA of Arvicola amphibius (Eurasian water vole), 1466 nucleotides long. It is a transcript of the gene Tmem45b, whose product is annotated as transmembrane protein 45B. The record is from RefSeq and is a predicted model, not a curated record. Bases 101 to 940 code for a protein of 279 amino acids. The transcript has 6 exons. Lineage: Eukaryota; Metazoa; Chordata; Mammalia; Rodentia; Cricetidae.